CACACACAAUCGAUACAAGCUAUACUCGGUUCGCUACCAUUUAUAUGUCCUUACUGCUCUAGAAAAUAUAACAACAUGCACAAGGAUUCCGUACAAACAAGCAGUAACCAUAUAGAAGCUCAAAUGGCAACAUCAUGCCGAUAUUACAGUGAUCUCUUAUCGAAAAAAAUUAUACGAUUUAAACAGAAUGUUAAAAGACGUCUAGGAAAUGAGCCAAUACACGAUAACACGUUCUCUCCCACAUCAAAUAUAUACGUUGAAGCGUGUACAAUGAAACCGAGUGGAAGGCAAGAUGAAAACUUGCAAGUGAAAAUCAAACAACGCGAAAUCUUCAACCAAAACUGCAUAUUAACCCCUACGAUUAGCGCUGUGGAUAUUAGGAGGAAUGAAAGUCAUGACCUGAAAACUCUCUACUAUAUGCUAACUGCCAUUGAAGGCAGGAUGCGUAGGUUGAAACAGAAUUUGUGA
Zerene cesonia (dogface butterfly) is the source of this 468-nucleotide messenger RNA. RefSeq lists its product as uncharacterized. Bases 76 to 468 code for a protein of 130 amino acids. The transcript has 3 exons. Lineage: Eukaryota; Metazoa; Arthropoda; Insecta; Lepidoptera; Pieridae. The record is from RefSeq and is a predicted model, not a curated record.